CGCUGCUGCUGUUGCCACAAGCAGCUCCGGAGAGGAGGCUGCACUAAAAAUAUUCACCCAUUGACAGACUCCGAGAAGCAGGGCACAUGCUGGCAGGUAUUGAUAGCAACAACAACAGAAGCAACCCCACUAGCAUUGACGGCACUAGAGGCAACCUUAGAGAAACCCCCUGUAGCAUCAUAAGCGCCAGAAGCAACUAUCGGACGCACGCUGAGAGGACUGCCGACAACAGGCAGCCUUUCUAGCGACGUUACCCACCAACAACAGCUCGAAGAUGGGCUGCUCUUCAGGUCGCCAAACCCCGGCGCCGGUACUUCACCCGGACUUGGACUGUGGGAAUGGCAGCGAGGCCAACAGCUUACCGCAGGACUCUGAGAACCAGAACCAGGCUUUGAAUGGCUUCAGGGAAGGAGAACCCAGACUUCCAGAGACUCUCCCCACGCUGGAGAGACUUGCCCAGGCUACAGGCGGGACAGAAAAGUCCUGGUACCGUUGUGUGUUCCCGUUCGGCGUGAUUUCGCUGGUGAUCGGCAUGGCGGGCACCGGGGUGACGUUCACUUUUAACACGCUGCUCCAGACCAAAGUGGUGUCGGUGGCUCUGCUGUGUGCGGGCGUAGUGAUGCUGCUCGUGGCGGCCGUUUGCUGGAGGGCCCACAGACUGAGGAAGAGGAAAAAGAAGGAGAGUGGAUUCUUCACCGCUGAUCAGGGCACUUUGUGAUGGAGGGUAGACUUCCAGUCAGAUCCUUUUCUUUGUCAGGACGGAGCACUUCAAGUUGGACUGUUUGAAAGAGAACUGAGAAAGAAGAAUUUGAUGUAGAGAAAUCAAUGCUUUUCUGCUAUGCACUAGCACAGUGAUAAAGAUAUGUUUAUUCAGAAAAGGCAAGUUUAUCAUCAUUACCAUCUUGAACAGAAACAAAGUGUUGUGUCUAGAUGGCAACCCUAACCCUACAUUUGCAAAGAAAUUGGCGAAAACUCAUAAAACUCUCAUAAAACUCUAUUCUAACCAUAAAGAUUCAAAACCAAUGCGUAACCUUGAACAUUCUUGCAAAAUCAAAGGUUACCACCUAGACAUGAUUGAUUGCCAGGGUCAAUUGUACGCCCCUCUAAAAACUCCCCUUCUCCUGUUCUGCCUCCGUGUUUCUCAGUUAUGGAUUAACUUUAAUAGUGAGUGGAGCCCAAAGCACAUUAUUGAUUAUCGCUCCGAGGAUUCUUGUGUCAGAACAAUGUGGCACCUCAGGAAUAGUUAUAUACCAAUGGUUAUUUAUCUGCAGGCAAAGCAAAAUACGCCUAUGUUUUGCUGGUUAAACUGGGCAAUAGGCAUAUAUGGGGACAUCGUUUUUCCAACCAAGGUUAUCAUAAUAGUAAAAAGAGCUCAGGACCACAAGUUCAUUCUGAUAAAACCCAGCCUGGAUGUAGAGGAUUUUUCCUUCCCUGCACAAACCACAGUCUAGUUGCCCUUUUGCACGUAGGCCACUUAUUCUCAAACUGCUUCAGUGCACUCAUUAGUUGAAAGUGCAGGCAAAAUAACGCUAGAAACAGCGAGCACACCCAGAGUGAAUAAUUCUACACAUGCACUCUCUCGUUUAUGUUUCCACCUGCACUCCAAUUUUGUAUUACGAGACACAAAGGUCAACACUUUUCUUUUCCUUCCUGCCACCAAGCUUUGUGGCGCAAAAACCAUAACCCAGCUGUGCCAGAUCAAUAGAAAAGCCCCACUACAUGGAGUCUUAAGCUUCAGAGGUAAUGGACUGUAAGUCGCUGCACAUGAAAUUGCUCUCCACAGUCUUGGACUUGACGUAGAUGACUUGUACGUUGGAUGACAAGGAAAUCCCAUUAAAGGCAUGCUUCAGUGAACACACACCAACAAAGAAACAGAAUGGCCUGAAUACGCUUUUCGCCUCAUGCUGAGCUAACCAGAGGGAACACCACUUGACAUUUCCUUGUGAGCAUUGAUGGAAAAUCCGUUUAUUUCUUCUUUUUAUCCGCUGCUCUCCCAUGAAGGAUUUACACUUUAGUUUAUACAGUAUAGGCGACUGGAUAUGAGAAAUAGGCAUUGAGUUCAAUCCUAGCCGGGUGCAGGGAGGAUUAACUUGUCAUUCCUCAUGUUUGAGGUUAGCUGUAUCACAGGGUGGUAGCUAUUGUGUCUUAAUGCCUUUGUCCUGGAUAUAGUCCUUUCUUGAACACCAUACACUAGAAUCAGAUGACUGUAAAGAUCAAUAUCAAUGUGUUUUGAAGCAACUAUAGCUAUCAGAUGGUUCUUUGUAAAGCAAAAACGUAGUUGUGGAUAAAAAAUGUAGCAGUGUGUUACCCACAGUAACUAUGAUGUGUAUGGUCUUUAGCACCAGGUGAGUGUUAAAGGAAACCCAGCAGCUUAUUGUCAGCUCUAGCGAUGUAUUUGUAUUUGUUAAUGAUAUUUGAUUUCUAACUCUUUGAUAAACUGUUUACUGGACAUCACACGUGGUUCGAGUUUCUUCUGCAUGGAGUUGCAACGACAGCAACCAUGCAACCUGUUCUCCUGAAAUUAGUACGUUUCCAUACAAUCAAACUGCAUUGUCUAAUUAAUACAUCUAAAAGAAAAACAUAUUUUCUCCAGGAGUUUGUUUGAUUCUGACGUUUUACAAAUAUAUUUCUAACAUAAGCAGGGAGAAGGUUUGGGUGGUUCGGUCAAAGGAACAUCAAAACUUCUGAUGUUCGUGACCCUUUUUUUAAGUUACAUAAUGCAAGUUAAAGGUGGGGUAGGUAAGUUUGAGAAACCGGCUCGAGAUACACUUUUUGUUAUAUUCCAUGGAAUGCUCUUAACAUCCCGAUA
This is a messenger RNA of Trematomus bernacchii (emerald rockcod), 2809 nucleotides long. Its product is annotated as transmembrane protein 100-like. Gene Ontology annotation, biological process: cellular response to BMP stimulus. Lineage: Eukaryota; Metazoa; Chordata; Actinopteri; Perciformes; Nototheniidae. The record is from RefSeq and is a predicted model, not a curated record. The coding region runs from base 275 to 718 and encodes 147 amino acids. The transcript is spliced from 2 exons.